Molecule: messenger RNA, 888 nt
Organism: Fusarium odoratissimum NRRL 54006
Lineage: Eukaryota; Fungi; Ascomycota; Sordariomycetes; Hypocreales; Nectriaceae
Exons: 1
Coding region: 115-615 (166 amino acids)
Source: RefSeq, a predicted model, not a curated record
GUACCAAAUGGAUUAAAUAACUCCCAGUCAUAUAAACACAGAAAUUUAACAUAUCUUUAUCUCUACUUCCCAGUCAUACUAUCAUCCCUGCAAGUAAUAUAUAACUCUUUCAUCAUGCUCUUCAACAACGCCAUUGUCGCCAUCGCUCUCAGCGUCGCUGUCAACGCCCUUCCCCAGACAUACCCCAAUAAGUGUGGCGACCAGGUCUGCCCUGCUGAUAAAGCCAAGUGCUGCGAGGUCAUUGUCAACGGAGUUGCUGAAAUUGGAUGCUUUGCUGAAUGCCCACCUAUUCAAGCUCUCCAGCGUCGACAGACGUACCCAAACAAAUGUGGCGACCAAGUUUGUCCUUCAGACAAGUCCAAAUGCUGCGAGGUCAUUGUCAACGGAGUUUCUGAAAUUGGAUGCUUUGAGGAAUGCCCUGCUCCACCCUCAGCCCAAGAAAAGCUUCAACGCCGCAAGCAACCUACGGCCACUACUGCAGCUUCUCCACCCAUUCCCACCUUUGGUCCUAAGUGCGGAGACUCUUUCUUCUGUCCUGUCGGCCAGAUCUGCUGCCCUAAUGCUCUCUACCACUGCGCCGACCCUGACAAGGUCAGCCAACAAUGCCCUCAGUAAUUAGCAGAUAAACGAAAAUCUGCAAACCUACUGAGCUAUUAAUCAGACCAUCAGUUCUGGCAAUAGAUUAGAGAGAUAUUAAAACACGAAGAGGGAUUGGGUUCUAUUUUAGAGUUUUAUCCCCUGUUUAGUUGUAUCUUUAGAGUUGCUAUAUGAAAGAUAGGGUAUAGAAGGGGGCUGCUAUAACUAUGAUUAGACUUCUUGCUUCCGCCGCGCUAAGGGCAUAGUUAUAUUACAGCAUACGUUCUUUAGUAAAAUUCAUUGUAUUCUUCA